Molecule: messenger RNA, 1174 nt
Organism: Miniopterus natalensis
Lineage: Eukaryota; Metazoa; Chordata; Mammalia; Chiroptera; Miniopteridae
Source: RefSeq, a predicted model, not a curated record
CGUUCCCACAGGGCCCGCGUUCGCAGGCGCCACCAAGAUGAAGGUCGUGGAGGAGCCCAACACGUUCGGGCUCAACAACCCAUUCCUGCCCCAGACCAGUCGCCUGCAGCCCAAGAGGGAUCCUUCACCCGUGUCUGGGCCUGCGCAUCUCUUCAGACUUUCUGGCAAGUGCUUCAGCCUGGUGGAGUCCACGUACAAAUAUGAGUUCUGCCCAUUCCACAACGUGACCCAGCAUGAGCAGACUUUCCGCUGGAAUGCCUACAGCGGGAUCCUUGGCAUCUGGCACGAGUGGGAAAUCAUCAAUAACACCUUCAGGGGCAUGUGGAUGAGGGACGGCGACUCUUGCCACUCCCGGAGCCGGCAGAGCAAGGUGGAGCUCACCUGUGGAAAAAGCAACCGAUUGGCUCAUGUGUCUGAGCCAAGCACCUGUGUCUACGCACUGACCUUCGAGACCCCCCUUGUCUGCCACCCUCACUCCUUGUUAGUGUACCCAGCCCUGCCCGUGGCCCUGCAGCAGAGGUGGGACCAGGUGGAGCAGGACCUGGCUGAUGAGCUAAUCACUUCCCAGGGCUAUGAGAAGUUGCUCAGGGCACUUUUUGAGGAUGCUGGCUAUUUAAAGGCCCCAGAAGAAAGUGAAUCUGCACAGCAGGAAGGUGGUGCUCAGGGUCUGGUGUUUGAGACCUUGGAGAGCUGCAAUAAGGCACAUAAAGAACUGUCAGAGGAGAUUAAAAGACUUAAAAGUGUGCUGACCCAACGUGGCAUCCCCUACCCCAAGCCUGUGGAAACUUCCAGCUCUGAGCACUUGGAAUCCAAGACACCCACAGACAGGACAGCAGAGCAGCUACAUAGCAACCCAGGGAUGCUUGGGAACACCUUGUGACGUGGGAUGGGGCUGAAAACAGAACCAGACUGUGGCAUCCUAUAGCAGGAAGGUGAAGCAGGCCGGGACCCCGGUGCAGAGCAAGAAGUCCCAGGAAAAGCACACUACAGGCAGAGGACGUUUUCCCUCUGUGCCUUCCAGGCCGGUGGCUCUCAGGAUUGUACUCAAAGAUGUGGACAAUUAAAGAUUCAAAGUUUUAAUUCCAUACUGAUAAAAAUAAUUCCAUGAAUUCUGUAAACCAUUGCAUAAAUGCUGUAGUGUAAAAAAAUUUAAACAAGUGUUAACAACUUUAAA